CCACCAUGCAGCCAGCUCAGGCGGGGGUGUCCUUCGAAGAGGUGGCCGUGAUUUUCACCCCGGGGGAGUGGAGCCUGCUGCGCCCAGCCCAGAGAGCUCUGUACAAGGAAGUCAUGCUGGAGAAUUAUGGGAACGUGGCCUCUCUCAGACCUCUGAUGGCCAAACCUGACCUGAUAUCCCAGCUGGAAGAAGAGGAAGGGCUGUUUCUCGUGGGGUGUGAUGAAGAGGCAGAACUGGCAGAUGGGCUCUGGAAAAAGCAUUGUUACGCGAAACGUGGUCCUGAGUCGACUGACACGUAA
Molecule: messenger RNA, 299 nt
Organism: Heteronotia binoei (common prickly gecko)
Lineage: Eukaryota; Metazoa; Chordata; Lepidosauria; Squamata; Gekkonidae
Product: KRAB domain-containing protein 1-like
Exons: 4
Coding region: 6-299 (97 amino acids)
Biological process (GO): regulation of DNA-templated transcription
Source: RefSeq, a predicted model, not a curated record